AUGCUUCAAUUAGAGAGGGUCUCCCAAUCAUACAAAGAAAUAGAGUCGGAAAUAGAGACAUCGGUGGCGGUAGAGCUUACAUCUCAAGACUUGGAGGUGCCUUUUCAGUUUACUUUUGAAGCGGUCCGCCCGAACAUAUUUCGAACCACCUUUACUUCGUCCAGCCAUCCGCUUCCGCCGUAUCCGUCAGUCAUUCAACCGCAGACAAGGCUCAACCAUGUCCACACUCGCACCUUACCAACAAAGGACUCGUCAAGUCGCCAUUUUGAGAUUGGGGACAUCAAAGCCUCAGUGGCGUGGAAGCAUACCCCCGUUGUAUCGUUGGGCUGGCUUAACUCGCCAGAGCCACUCCAUUCAGAUCUGGAAUUUCGAUCUUAUGCUGUCGAUGGCCAGGGAAUAGCCCACUAUACGCAACAUGAUCGAAAGGCUCUCCAUGUCGGUUUGGGCGAGAAAGCCGCGCCCAUGGACCUCACUGCGCGCUUUUUUCAGAUCUCCGCCACGGAUUGUUUCGGCUAUGAGGCCUGGGACACCGAUCCCAUGUACAAACACAUGCCUCUACUCAUCAAGGCCACACCUCAGGGCUGCGUUGCCAUGGUGUCGUCCAGCCAUAGUCGAGGGUCCUGGGCCGUUGGUUCCGAGAUCGAUGGUCUCUGGGGCCAUUUCAAAGUCUACCGACAAGAUUAUGGCGGACUUGAAGAAUACCUCGUUGUGGGACGAACCCUGAAGGAUGUGGUACGAAGUUAUGCCGAACUCAUUGGAUUCCCCUUGCUGGCGCCCAGGUGGGCCUUUGGCUAUUGUUCUGGAGGCUACAAAUACACCAUGGGUGAUGAUCCUCCCGCCUACCAACAGCUCCUCGAAUUUGCAGACAAGCUCAAGGAACAUGGCAUACCUUGUUCAGCACAUCAGAUGUCAAGUGGCUACUCCAUCGCCGAGACCGAGCCUCGGGUCAGGAACGUAUUCACCUGGAACAAGCACCGUUUCCCAAACCCGGAGAAGUGGAUCGCGCAGUAUCAUGCUCAAGGAAUUCGACUCUUGACCAACAUCAAGCCCUUUUUGCUCGCAUCACACCCCGAUUAUAAAUAUCUGGCGGACAACGACGGGUUGUUUACGGACCCUCACUCCCAGAAGACCGCUGAAAUGCGCCUGUGGAGCGCGGGGGGCGGUGAAAGUGGUGCGGGUAGUCACAUUGAUUUCACGUCAGCGGCCGCGUACGAGUGGUGGGUUCGCGGAGUCGAGAAGCUGAAAAAGCAAGGCAUCGAUGCGAUGUGGAACGACAAUAAUGAGUAUACUCUACCUCACGAUGACUGGCAGAUGCGUUUGGACCCAAUCGUUCCCAGCAGAGGGAAGACUCCCAACAAAGUGGGUCUUUUUGGGCGUGCGAUGCACACGGAGCUGAAUGCGAAGGCGUCGUAUGAAGGACUCUUGAAGGCCGAACCCGGAGUUCGACCGUUUGUUUUGACGAGAAGCGCCAGCAUUGGAACCCUGAAGUACGCGUGCUGUUCGUGGAGUGGCGACAACAUGACAAGCUGGGAGAGCAUGAAAGCAGCCAAUGCGCUGUCACUAAAUGCAGGGGUCAGUCUGAUGCAGUUUUAUGGCCACGACAUUGGGGGAUUCGAAGGGCCUCAGCCUUCUCCUGAAUUGCUGCUCCGUUGGGUUCAACUUGGAUGCCACCAAAUCCGCUUUGCCGUGAAUUGUUUCAAGACGUCGCCCUCAGAUAAUCAGGCGGGGGAGGUCAUUGAGCCAUGGAUGUAUCCAGAGAUCACCCCUUUGAUCCGAGAUGCCAUCAAGAGGAGAUAUGAAAUCAUGCCAUACAUAUAUUCUCUUGGGCUCGAGAGCCAUUUGACCGCAAGCCCUCCGCAACGCUGGGUCGGGUGGGGAUACGAGUCAGAUCCCGAGGUAUGGACCAAGAAACUGAAAGCUGGCGAUGAGCAAUACUGGUUUGGAGACACUCUAUUGAUCGGAGGCGUGUACGAGCCUGGCGUCGCCACGGCGAGGGUAUAUCUUCCUCGAGCGCCUUCGGAAGAGGGAUUCGAUUAUGGAUAUGUCAACCUCAACGCACCACACCAGUAUCUCGCCUCGGGCCAAUGGGCGACGAUCGCUUCACCGUGGAGGGAUAGCAUUCCGAUACUCGCCAAGAUUGGUGGGGCGGUGCCGGUCGGGGAGAGUGUACAGACUCGAAUGCCCGGCGAUACCCAGCACGAAGGCCAGUCCCUUCCGGAGGACGACUAUCGAGGCAUCGAGAUCUUCCCACCCAAAGGUAGUUCGCACGGACGGACAUUCGCCACAACAUGGUAUGAAGAUGAUGGGCUGUCACUGCAUCCGAACAUCUCUUCAUUUACCGUGUCAUACAGCGCGACAGAAGAGAAGGUUACUGUGGCAUUGACUCCGAAUCUGGAGAACGUCUUCGUCCCGCCCUGGAAGGAGGUCGUUUUCAUUUUGCCACGUGGGGACGAGAGAUAUAUAGAAUCGGCCAAGGGCAUGGCCAUGGAGCGCCUUGAGUCCCAAAGCUGCGGAAGGGUCCGCUAUAAAAUGCAGGUUCCGGAACUAGACGGACAGGCUUGGUGCAAUGGGUAUCAUGACUAG
Molecule: messenger RNA, 2583 nt
Organism: Rhinocladiella mackenziei CBS 650.93
Lineage: Eukaryota; Fungi; Ascomycota; Eurotiomycetes; Chaetothyriales; Herpotrichiellaceae
Exons: 1
Coding region: 1-2583 (860 amino acids)
Biological process (GO): carbohydrate metabolic process
Molecular function (GO): hydrolase activity, hydrolyzing O-glycosyl compounds; carbohydrate binding
Source: RefSeq, a predicted model, not a curated record